AUGAAUUCCGAUAAUUCUUUGUCGAUAAAAUUCAAAAUAAAUACUAAUGAUUUAGAAUUAACAUUUCAAGAUGGGGAAGAUCUAUACGAAAAAUUAUUGAAUGAUGAUUCAUAUGCCAUUCAAUAUGUGAAACUAAUAAUUCAAAAUGGAUUGUAUGUAAUAACCGAUGGCGGCAAGGAGAACUUAUUAAAGGAAAUAUAUCGGCUGGAAACAUUGAUAUACAAUAUAAACAUUAAUAAAAAUCAAAACCUUCAAAAUAUACAGUAUACCGACAAAGAAGAUGAAUCUGAUUUAACUUCAGCAAUAUUCGAAGAAAAUAACAGUCCGAAACAUGCAGAUUCUUGGACUGAUUUCUCAACUGUAUUUAUGCUAGACAAAUAUAAAUUAUACCUUUCUCAAAUAGGCCCAAUGAAAAAAUUUAAAUCGAAGAAGACAAUGUGGGCACAGAUUUCAAAAGAUUUGCAAAAAGAUUGUAAUGUUUCAAAAACAUCACUACAGGUUGAAAAUCGUUAUAAAACGGUUCUGAAACGAAAAAAGAAAGCGGUGGAAAAUAACCAUAAAUCAGGCAAUUCGCGGGAAAAAGUCCCAUUUGAAGAAGAGUUAAGAGAAAUUAGCCAAGCUGAUGAUAGCAUUGAGCCAGAAGUACUUCGAAGUGCACAAUCUGUGAAAUACCUAAAAGAAGCCUUUAGUCGAAAAUUAUCAGGCGAGGAUUCAAAUACUACUGACGAAAGCAAAAACGUCAAAUAUUCUCUUCCAAAGAAAAGGUGUAAAUUCAGCAAUGAAGAAAGAAAAUUGGAAUUAUUUAAACAAAAGGAGGAGGCGAAAGAAAGGAAACAUCAAGAGAAAUUACAGCUUUUAAAGGAAUUAUUUGGCAAGAAAGAAAGUCAUUAA
Messenger RNA from Cyphomyrmex costatus, 891 nucleotides. RefSeq lists its product as uncharacterized. NCBI's taxonomy places the organism in Eukaryota, Metazoa, Arthropoda, Insecta, Hymenoptera, Formicidae. The transcript is spliced from 4 exons. The record is from RefSeq and is a predicted model, not a curated record. The coding region runs from base 1 to 891 and encodes 296 amino acids.